CGUCAGUCGGAUUUCAUCCGCGAAAAUGUACACGCUCCGGAUAGUGGACGUAUUCUCGUAGUCUGCUCGCGCUUGAUACACACCAGAUCCUUUUGCACAAAAGCAACAAUACUAGUACAAGCUUGCGAAAAAAAAGUGGGAAAAUAAAAAAAGAAAUCUCAUCAGAACACCUGACCGAGUGCGUAAAUAACGCAAAACAAAAAGGCAGUUAAAGUGUUUGCAAGUUAAUUGGACAGGAUAUAAUUUGCAAAAAGCUAUUUUGGGAGUGAGAAACAUUGCUAAAAGUGAAACAUAAAGAAAGUUCAAAAAGUGUAUUAAAAAAUCAACAAAACGAAUCAAAAGUGAUUAAGAGAGCAUUUAUAACUGAGUGAAAGUCAAGUGUAAGGAUAAAGUGAUUUCAAAGAAAGGAAUACAAAAAGUAAAUCUUCCGAUCGACGACAAAGGGCAAUACUAAAUGAUGAAGUUUGUGGCCACCGAAAUGAUUAAUAUCGUCAGUAUAAUGGAACCGGCUAGUGAGGAGGAGGAGGCGGGAAGUGAGCCAAUGAGUAGUAGUAAUCGUGCCAGUAAACGCACGAUUUCGUCGUCGUCGUCGUCCUCCUCUUCCUCCUCCUCGUCGGCGGGCUUCGACUCCUACUGUGUUUCGUUGGCUGUAGGACCGCUGUGGUGGUCCGAUGUCCCAACACCCAGAACCGACCACGAUAGGGCGUCUCCCUUGAAAGAAUACAAUCGCAAGACAUCUAUAGAUUCGACCACCACCGCUUCGUCUGAGUAUACCGAUCUUGAUUUCACCGAGUCGACCGUAGAUUACAUGAACCAGCAUGAGGCCGCCGUCAUCCAGGAGGUGCUGUCCCAGCCGACGCCCACCCAGGUCACGCUGAAGCUGUUCGUGACCGCGCAGAAGUUCAGCUCCUGGGAGACGAUCUUCAGCCCGCUCGACAACAUGCUGUACGUGAACCUGCCGUCGACGAUGUCGCACGAGGCCUCGAAGCACUCGUUCAUCUCGCUGCUGGAGUUCGCCGAGGAGAAGCUCGAGUGCGACGGCGUCGUCCUGUGCAUCCGCAAGGACCGCCUGGACCGCCCGAACCUGGUGCGCACGUUCUCCUUCGUCGGCUUCCAGCCGGUCAGCCCCAAGUCCCCGCUGACGCCGCCCCACAUCGAGGAGCAGCAGAAGGGCGAGUACCUCUUCAUGGUCUACAACAUCGAGGAAUAAAAGAAAUCAGAAAUCAAAAAUCACUCUCAGACGGAGGCGUGUGGGUGCGUUUCGUCGAUCAAAAUUAAGUCUCCUGCCAGUGGUCUCGCCACUUCCAGAACGUCUCAGUGGCAUUUAAACCUGUUUAGUGACAUGCGGAGAAGAGAGGGGGAGUGCGCGGCCACUGGCCAGAGUAAGGACACGUCGGGACGCCGAGCUUCGAUUGGUGGCAGAUCGUCGCAUCCCAAAUCGGUGCGCCCGAUGAAUCUGUUUUGAUCGCGACGCAUUAGCAAAUGCCAUCCCAAACAACGACUUCAGCGAAUAUUUUCACCGUGUAAUGCAACUACAUAAACUAAGAUCAUCGUGUAAAGUUGAAGAAGUAAGGAAAUGAGAAGAGCUAAGAACAUCUCUCUUUUCACAAAAGAUUACAAUACCAAUAACAGCAUUGAAAACAUACAUACAUACAUACAGAUACAGAUACAGAAAACACUAACAGUACAUAAGCUAUCUUGUAAGUGACAACAACAUAUAAUGCGUAAUCCUAAUAUUCAACGGUCGAACACUUGCGAUUUUCAAUUAUUUCAAGUGAAAUGCUUCUAUCAUCAAAUAAAUUAGAAAAUCAAACAAAAAAAAUUAAAAAUGUUUUAAAAAUCACAGCAAAAAAAUAACAAAAUGUAGAAAAAUCUUUUUUAUAAAAAAUGUAACGUUUUUUACAGAAGAGAACAAAAAAAAAGAAGAUACAAACAUAUUAACUAACUAUCUAUAAUAGAAGAAAUCGAGUAAGGAGGAAUAAAGAACUUUCCCCUGAGCAAAAGCAACAACAACAACAAAUUGAAUUGAACUAGCAAACAGCUAACAAAAAAACAAAAAAGUACUCUAAAGCUGGUAACUUUGAGCUACUACUUCUAAGAAGAGAAAUCUACCAAGUACCGAUUCGGAAUCAUUUUAUUUACUGCAAAGCAAAAGAGCAAACUUAAAAGAAAAGCUGCAGCAAACUUCAACCAACCGUACUUAUUUACCUGUAAUGCGACACCUUCUCAAACUAGCGUUCAGAGAACAUAUUUUUUCCCGAACAAGCUGAAAAAUUUUCAUUGAAAAAAAUAAACCAGCAAUUUAAACAUACAGAACACACACCCACAUAAAGAAAUCAUGAUGUUAUCAAAACAUAACUAAAAAAAAAACAAAAAUCUGGAACGUGGAAAAGAAAAGAUAUUUUUGGGGUUUUAUGAGAGUAUAAACAAAAACAAACUUUCUAUUUAAACUGGGCAAGAUUUUAGGUUUCCUUACCCCACGCAAAAGCAAAGUAAAGAAAAAAAAUAUACGGGGAAAGAUUUUAUUACUAUUACAAGUUUAUAUUUUAUCCUUUGUUACUAUUAUUGUAGAAACUCUUUACAUAGUAAGCAAAUACGAUAAACUUACAGCGACACCCACACAGACUAAAAUAAUACUUUUUUUUUUUGCGCAAGUAACUCACACCUCUUCGCGCGAGCGUGUGCCUCCCGUGGAUUCGGUUGAGGCGCAACGCUUUCGCAAUGGAAGAAGACAGGAGACUUAAAACAUAAACGGUAGUAUAAUAACAGAACUAAAUGUGCAUACUUUUACGUAUUUUAUUAUUAUCAAUUACGAUCAGUGUUUAAAACAAAGAUUGCUACCCAGAAAGUGGAACUAUGAAUAAAGAAUAAUACAACACACUUUUUUUUGAGUUUCGAACACGGGACAAACAAAAAAA
Molecule: messenger RNA, 2918 nt
Organism: Culex quinquefasciatus (southern house mosquito)
Lineage: Eukaryota; Metazoa; Arthropoda; Insecta; Diptera; Culicidae
Gene: Oda
Product: ornithine decarboxylase antizyme
Biological process (GO): positive regulation of protein catabolic process
Cellular component (GO): cytoplasm; nucleus
Molecular function (GO): ornithine decarboxylase inhibitor activity
Source: RefSeq, a predicted model, not a curated record